Molecule: messenger RNA, 2316 nt
Organism: Maylandia zebra (zebra mbuna)
Lineage: Eukaryota; Metazoa; Chordata; Actinopteri; Cichliformes; Cichlidae
Gene: stk17al
Product: serine/threonine kinase 17a like
Biological process (GO): protein phosphorylation; intracellular signal transduction; positive regulation of apoptotic process
Cellular component (GO): nucleus
Molecular function (GO): ATP binding; protein serine/threonine kinase activity
Source: RefSeq, a predicted model, not a curated record
CAUAGUAGCACUAAAACCCCACUGACUGUGUCGCGCUGCUGCAGACAUCACCUUUAUGUUUGGGACGCACUUAAGCUGGAUUACAUACCGGUGGUUUCGAACAGCUUCUGUAGCCUCUAACUGACCUUUUUUAUUUAAUAAUUAAUAUUAUGCGAGUUUUUACUUGAGCUUACAAGAAAGUCGUCUCCUUUUUUGUAUUUAUUUGGCGAGAAAGAACUGUUUCAUUACACGGCACGACUUCAAUGCCACCUUCAACAACCAUGAACAAAAGCGGAAUGGUUACAAAAAUCAACACCAGGAUAAGGACUGACCCGUUCGCUGGCAGCUACGAGCUGGUGGGCAAAGAACUGGGCAGGGGAAAGUUUGCAGUUGUGAAGAAGUGCAUUGAGAAGGCGACAGGGAAGCAGUAUGCUGCCAAGUUCCUGCGAAAGCGACGGAAGGGCCAAGACUGCCGCAUGGACAUCUUAAAUGAGAUUGCUGUGCUGGAGCUGGCCAAGGCAAACCCCUUUGUGGUGACGCUGCAUGAAGUCUAUGAAACCAGCACUGAGAUCAUUCUCGUUCUUGAGUGUGCCGCCGGUGGCGAAAUCUUCAACCAGUGUGUUGCGGACAACGACGAAGCCUUUACAGAGAAAGAUGUGAUACGACUGGCCAGGCAGAUCCUGAAUGGGGUGGCCUUUCUGCAUCGGAAUAAUGUGGUGCAUCUGGAUCUGAAGCCUCAGAACGUCUUGCUGACCAGUGCCACACCUCUAGGGGACAUUCGUAUUGUGGACUUUGGCUUGUCUAGACGAAUGGACAACAUCACAGAAGUCAGGGAGAUCCUGGGUACCCCAGAGUAUGUGGCCCCAGAGAUCCUGAACUAUGAACCCAUUAGCACUUCUACAGAUAUGUGGAGUAUUGGGGUUCUGACUUAUGUCAUGCUCACGGGCGAGUCUCCUUUUCUGGGUGCUGACAAACAGGAGACAUUCCUCAACAUCUCUCAAGUCAACAUAGACUAUUCACCGGAUACAUUCGAGGGCAUCUCCUCGCUGGCUGUUGACUUCAUCAAAUCUUUGUUGGUUAAAAACCCAAGGAAGAGGGCCACAGCAGAGGAAUGUCUCAAUCACCCCUGGCUGAACUCCUGUCCUCACUCCCACCCACACCUCCACAACAGGUCGCCGUCCUCUUUGGAUGAGCCGGAGACGAGUCAGUCCGAAUCGGAACCAGAGAGUCCAGCUCCGUCCCCUGAGCUAGACGUGAUUGGAUCAUUUCUCAGGUGCCCAGGCCAAGGUGAGCUGAAGGCGGGCCGUGGCGCCUUCUCUUUCAGUGAGCCCCCUUUCUGCACAAGACCCGAAAUCCAGCAGGAGCUCAUUUGCUGACUGAUGUUUCACAGUUGGAAAGGGACUCAGUAAAUUGAAACUCCAUGGAGCAGAACCUGAAAACCUUUAAGCCUUGAGGUGCUUGGUUUUGAUCGGAACCAGGACCGUGUUUGAGUGGCUGCAGUUUGCCCGCCUGCUCCUACUGCUGCGACGUCUGUGAGCUUGAUACCUCUGCCUGCGCCUGUGUGUGUCACUGUGUAUAUGUUAAAUAAUACACGCUACUCAGUGCUAGUUAGAAUGAUUGUACAGGAGGAAUAUGACAGGGCUUGAAGAUGCAGGACAAAGGAGUGGGAGAAAACAAGGACUUUGUUGAGGACUGCACUGCUGCCUUAUGUGAUAAAUCUGAACUUGGCUCAGCUGAACACUGGCUAGUUCACCCCUGCACACAUACUGCUUUAUCCCCAAUUAGCCUUCGGACGGGGUUUCAGAGGAGAGAUGGCCUCCCACUUCUUUGGAUGACUUCACUCAGUGUGUGCUCUCAUCUAAACAAGUUACGUUUCAGUGACCCAGACAGACCUUCUGUGACGAGUUGAAGAAAGUAAAGCAUUCUGACAGGUGGAUCUACUUAAGAAAAAAGAAUGGAAAGCAAUGAGCAGCGCCCUAUGCGAAAGCCAGACGUUAACUGUAUUGUUUAUUAAUGUGUCUUGUACCAUUUUAGCCCCUCAAACGGUCAAAGCCACAUCGAUGCCUGAGGUUAAGAUGGAUAUGGUAGCAUUGUUAUUAUUGAGGACAAUCAUGAGCACUUUUAUUUUGUUAUUGGACUUUUGUGUAAAACCAAAGGCUCAUCAAGCACAGUUAGGUGUCACACGAUGUACUGUACAUAUUAACCAGUCUGCAACACCCUCUGUUUUUGUCACGUGACCUGUUUUUUUUCCUUUUUCAUUAAGUGCCACUCUUUUAACCUCACUUCUGUUAAUGUUACAGUUGAAAUUUUUACUUUUUUUUUUUUUUUUUUUUUUUU